UCAUUUAUUACUCAUCGCUUCCAGUUCCAGUUCAACAAAAAUUCGCUUGCGAAUAAAUUGCGAAAAGCAGAAAUUGUUUAUGUGGGAAUCGGUAGCAACGGCGGAAGCGAAAACGACAACAAGAGCGCUAGUGAAUGAAGUGAACGUGAAUUCGAAACCGCUCUCCCACUCUCUCGCGCACCAGCACCAGUGUAGGUUUGCGAGUGUGUGUGCAAGGCCUGGAACUGGGGAUUGCAAAUCGCGGAUCGCACAUUCCCCCGCCCUUGGGACGCCUGGAACACCUGGAACGCCUGCUGGAAGAAGAGACUACCAGAAACAGGACGCCCUGAACACAGCUGCCAACUGAAGCGGGUCUUCAGUCGCCGGAAGUUGUACAGUCCCACUGAAACCAGGUAAAAACCCACCCACCAGCCACAGCCACCAGGAGUCGUCCAGCCACCUUACUGCUGCUGCUGCUGACCACCUGGAUGCCCGGCUUCCACCUCAAUGAGAUGGGUGAAAUGGUCCUGGACGCCAUCGACGACAUCGGGGUGGUCGAUGUGUACGACCUGGCAUCGGACAUCGGCAAGGAGUACGAGCGCAUCAUGGACCGCUUUGGCACGGACGCCGUCAGCGGGCUGAUGCCCAAGAUCAUCAACACGCUGGAGCUGCUGGAGGCGCUGGCCACGAAGAAUGAACGCGAGAACGCCACCAUCCAGGAGCUGCGCGACAAGGUGGCCCAGCUGGAGAGCGAGAAGCUGGAAAAGGCCGAGUUCCGGCGCCGCUUCGACAAGGAGCUGGAGCUGAUCGAGGAGCAGUGGCGCAGCGAGACCAACGAGCUGGUCGACCUCGUCUCCUCGCUGCAGGACGAGAACAAGCGGCUGGUCAAGCAGACGCAGGACCUGCAGUCCUCCUCCGCCCAGAGCUCCGGGCUGGGGGCCAGUCUCACCGAGAGCAUCAUCAGCAUGACCAACCACGAUCUGCACGGCGCCCUUUCGGACACCCAGGUGCUGCAGCGGCUCAAGGAGCAGAUCUACAAGCAGCGGGACGAGCUUAAGAACCGCGAGCGGGAGCUACAGGACAAGUACAGCGAGCUGGAGCACCUCACCAUCCAGGCGGAGCGUCUGAAGGCCUCCGAGCGGGACACGCGGCGCCGUCACAAGCUGAUGCAGGCCCAGGUGAAGACGCUUUGCGAGGAGCGCGCCGACUUUCUGGCCCAGCUGCAGGACCAGAGCCGGGACAUCAAUCAGCUGCGCAAGCGCCUGGGACUGGCCGAAAAAGAGAACGAGGAUUUGGUGGCCUCCUACGACGAUGGCCAGAACGAUCCCAAUCGGCCGCGGUACACUACGCGCGAGCUCAAGGAGCUGAUCAGCGAGCGCGACCAGCUGCUGACCACCAUCGACGGCCUCACUGAGCAGCUGGCGGAGCUGAAGCCGCCCAGGCAGGCCAAGGGUAAGCGACAACGCCACUUUUCCAGCUCCGACGAAAGCGACGAGGAGAACGAUGGCCAUUUGGCGGACAACGACGACGUUGAGGAGGAGGCGGCGGCCGAAGCAAACGAACUGGAGCCACCAGCAGCCGGAGAGACGCCGCCUGGUCACGAUGCGCCCGUGCAGGGACCGCUGCCCUACGAGCCGGACGAUGCGCCAUGGAAAAAGACUUCCGAGUCGGGAAUCCGCAAGUUUUUCCGUAAACUCUUCUCGGACCCCUCGGACGGAAACAACACAUUCCCGAAGCGUUCGCUGGCCACGCUCUCCAAAAUGGCACUUCAAGCCACGCCCGGUUCCGUGGCCGCCUCCACAGCGGCGAAUUUAGGCAACUGCCUCUAUCUGACCCUUUCUCUCGCCAUUCACCUGCUCCGCCUGAGCUGUACAUACAUAAUUUACACACUUGAUUGCUGUGCACUCUUAAUUCUAAGUUGUUAUGCGAUUUUAUUUACGUAAUAAGCGUUUCUUUGUAACUCGUAACUCGUAACCCGUAAACCUUAACCGAAUUGGAUAAUAUGCAAGUGUUCCAAUGAACAAGAACAAGAAAUGUGCAAAGAUUGCCGAGUGAGUUUUUUAUGAAUUAAGACAAACGGGAAAGAAAUCAAAAGUAACAAAUGAAAGCAAAUGUAGGAGGACUCCGUUUCUGGGACUCCAGAUUUUAGAGAGUGCACGAAGAAUGAGAAGGUUUUGCUUCAAUUAUCCGUAGUCUAACUAUCCCCGAUCCCCACUCUAUCUCUCUUGAACCCGGCUAGCACUAUCCCAAUUGAAUAUACAUCUGUCGGAAGGUAUUCAAGCAUUCUCAUAGCAGUUGCCCCAUGCGGCCUUAUAUAUAUAUUACAAAUUUAUCAAUUAACGCAAACUUUAGAAAGAGAAAAUCAAAACAAAAAAAAAACGGUAAAUAUAUAAUUGAUAUAUAAUUAGCAAACGUUACAAACUUAGCGCAUUGUUUGUUGAAUUGAAUUAAACUAACUAAAACGAAGCAUGUUAGAUUCCAUUGAUCGCAUUAGUGUGCACAAAGAUGCCAAAAAAAAACGAAAAUCUCCAAGUAAUCCGAUUGUCGACCAGUCUUAAACGAAUGUUUUACCAACUAGCUUUACCAUGUACAUGGCUUGACCAGCUUUCUCCAUUUGUUGUUUUAAAACCAGUGUGAAUUUAAAUCGUAAUCCAAUAUACUUUAAAGCCCAGUGCUUUCAGUCGAAAGCCUAGAGAAGUCUUUUUUUCUAAUUCAUUAUAAACCAAUAUAAAGCUUGUGCCGAAAUAAGUUUGUGUUAAUUGCCACAAGGGCGCUACAUAUUUUUAGAAAAUUCGGCAAAAAACUUAAAAUUUCAAAAUGGGAUGACUUCAUUCAUGUUCGAGGUUCAAUCUUCGCUUGACUUACUAAUUAACACUCUGUUCCCUUUGCACUCACAAAGCUCAAACGAGGAAACUCCAGUUACAUAUCAGCUUUAUCAAUAGCAUUGAUUUAAAUGUGCCAAAGACUAAUUGUUCGGACCUAUUAACCCGACCCUCAACCUGUCCAUUCCCCUGCACCCCAUCUCAAACAAUUUAUGUAUCUCGUUUCAAUUACAACAAAUUGUGGCAACUGAACUUUUAUAAAUUUGAGCGUAACUGUUUCGAAGUGAAAAUGGACUAACAAAAGAAUAUUGAGAUCGUUAAAAUGACCACUAAGCAAAAGAGGAUGGUGGAGAUGGAGAGACAUUAAGUAUUUGGUGAAUUAAUGUUAACUAAAUUUAUAUACACAUAUACACAUGCAUUAUACAUAAUAUACUUUACUAUAUACUAUAUAAUAAUAAUUUAUUAUACGGAACUAUGACUAACCAAAAAGACGGCAACAAUUAUACAAAAUUAAAUGCGUACCAGGGUGUCACUAGGAGCAAAUCGGGAGCGACCGGAGCACGCUUGAGGAUCGGAGUGAAACGAAGAUGGCAACGACUCCACAUCUGCUCGACCUUCGACCCCUGUACCUACAUACAUACAAUUUAUAAGUGGCUCUCCGUGAGCUACCGUCAAGAAUAAAAAUUUUAAACCAUUGA
Molecule: messenger RNA, 3499 nt
Organism: Drosophila gunungcola (fruit fly)
Lineage: Eukaryota; Metazoa; Arthropoda; Insecta; Diptera; Drosophilidae
Gene: Rilpl
Product: RILP-like protein homolog
Exons: 5
Coding region: 468-1922 (484 amino acids)
Source: RefSeq, a predicted model, not a curated record